GCCAGGGUGCCUCAGGGCAGGAAAGGCUUCUGCCACCCCCUGAGGACCCAGCGCCCCUCCGAGAGCCAGGGCUGCGUUGCCAGUAAGUUCUGCCGCCGCCCCGGGGAGAACCUGGGCCCUUUGUAGCAACUUGGUGCCUCCUGAGGUGCGACAGAGAAGCUGCCUUGUUGGCUGAGUGCUGAAGAGGGGGCUCUGGGCGGCUUCCCAGGACAUGCUGAUGCAGCUUGUUUCUGGGGAGAAAUCCUGACCCAAAUUCAGAGGAAGGGGAGCCGCAUUCAGUUGGGACAGGAAUACAGGCACUGCUGACUCUCAGGACCUUCUAGAAGGAGGAGCUGGGAUCCCACUUCCCAGGUUCUGCUGGAACCAGAGCCCCAGGUUGUCCAGAGAAACAUCAACUCUCCUCCCACAGGAUUAUGAUCCUCCCAACUGUGCACCAGAGACUCGGGACUAUAAUGGCAUAGAUGCCACCAAAAGAAAAGAAGGAAGGAACCAAUUUUUUGGCAGAUACGGAACUGAGUCUUUGUGAAGAAGCUGAAGGCCUUUCUGGAUCAAUAAUAACAUUUUCUGGCUGCAGAACUUCCACAUCCAUAUCAGUUGACAAAGCCCUUUGGGAAUCAUGAUGAUUUUUUUCCGAUACCAGACAUUCAGAUUCAUCUGGCUUGCCAAGCCAACUGGCCGGUACCUUCACAAAGAUCAUCAGCUUUGGGCGCCUCUGACUCUUGCUGACUUUGAAGCCAUAAAUCGCUGUGAGAAGUCACUGCCUAAGAACUUUAACUUUGCUGGGGAUGUGCUGGACCAGUGGUCCCAAAAGGAGAAGACAGGAGAGAGACCAGCCAACCCAGCCCUGUGGUGGGUGAAUGGCAAAGGGGACGAAGUGAAAUGGAGCUUUGAAGAACUGGGCUUCUUGUCCCGAAAGGCUGCCAAUGUACUCACCAAGCCCUGCGGCCUAAAGAGAGGAGACCGAGUGGCCGUGAUCCUGCCCCGUAUCCCAGAGUGGUGGCUUAUAAAUGUGGCUUGUAUGCGAACAGGGCUGGUCUUCAUGCCAGGAACAACCCAGCUGAGAGCAAAAGACAUUCUCUAUCGGCUGCGAGCAUCCAAGGCCAAGUGUAUUGUGGCCAGUGAGGAGGUGGUCCCGGCAGUGGAGUCCAUCGUGUCAGAAUGUCCCGACUUGAAGACCAAACUCUUGGUGUCUCCAUGCAGCCAGAAUGGGUGGCUCAGCUUCCAGGAAUUAUUUCAGUGAGUGUUUUCUCCUGCCUCAUCUGCAGUACCAGCGGUAACAUCAAAUGCAACUAUAUCUCAGAGUCUCCUUGCCUCCAAGGACUUAGCAAUACUGUCUGUUGAUCCAGACUCCUUCCCAUAAAAGAAUCACCUAAUAGAAGAUUUGACUUGGAGGAUGAAGGAGGGAGUCAAGGUUGAUCUGCUUUUUAACAUGGGUGACUGAAUGGGUGGGUAGUAUCAGCUGGAGAAAGAAUUUAAAGUUGGACAUAUUAAGAUUGAGGGGUCUGUGAACAUCCAAAUGUCUAGCAGGUGGUAGAUACAUGAGUCUCAGACUCAAGGACUUAAGAUACAAAUCUGGAAGUCAUCAACAUAUAAUCAGUUCUGAAAAAUGCAGAAAUAUAAAACUGAGGUGUCCAAAGAAAGUCAGUCAGACAAUGACAUCAUUAAUUGAAAAUCUCCUUAUCACCCACAGAUUAUAAUGUGUCCUCUUUUGGUAAAAGAAAAAAGAAAUUUAAAGUCUUACAUUAAAGGUUUCCACACUGGAUUGAGAAGCAUUAAAAGUAAUAGUGGUUGGGCGCCUGGGUGGCUCAGUUGGUUAAGCGACUGCCUUCAGCUCAGGUCAUGA
Messenger RNA from Leptonychotes weddellii (Weddell seal), 1843 nucleotides. The record is from RefSeq and is a predicted model, not a curated record. NCBI's taxonomy places the organism in Eukaryota, Metazoa, Chordata, Mammalia, Carnivora, Phocidae.